UAUACGAACUACGAACGCUUCACUUGUGUUUUUUUAUAAUUUUACUGUCAUUAAAACUGAUAAUUUGAUGCAUUAUUCGUAUGCAACAGAUAUUUUGACAUAAUAUUGUAUUCUAUUAUGUGAUUCUAUAGUGUGUUAGUGCAUUCAAGUGCGAGUUCUAACUAAAAUCAAUAAUAAUCAGUGACCAACAAAGUGAUCAAGAUGAAUUAUGAUGCAGAAAGAGCGAUGAAUCAAAAGCGAUUGAGGAUGGAGGGAGAACCGGGGCACGGUGUCGUGCAAGGAAAUGGAUUACCACUUAAUUAUAUAGAUAAUGGUCAUCAGAUACCGUACCAACCGUAUGCGGGCGCUUACAACACUCAUUACCCUCCGCCCGAUGCUUUCGCGGCAUACGGGCCUCCACCCCCGGGCGGCUAUGCCCCGCAGAAUCUGUCGUACGCGCCGCCCGCGCACCAAAACUACGCUCAUCACCAGAGCUUUCCGCCGCAACAGCCGCCUCAGGCGCAGUUACAUAUGCCUCAGUCACAUAUGGUGCAAGGUUAUGGGCCGGAGGUUGUGCACAAACCAGCUUGGGCACCACAGCCACAGCUCCUCCCCCCACUGGAUGCACAGAAACCACUUGAUAUCAAACACCUUAAGCCUGAGAUCAAACUGGAGCCUACUGAUGCACACAAACGGUCACAUCCUGAAGCAGAAAUAAUGAGCGGUGAUCUGGAUCAGCCAAAAAUAAAAAUAAAAACAGAUAUAUUCAAGCCGGACGACCUUGUUCACAGACCUGAUAUAGAGAAGCCACACGAUAUAUCUCAGAAGGUAAUAGAUGUACAGAAAGCACCAGAAUUAUUGCAAAACAAAGAUGAAAGUCAAACACAGUUGAGGACGGACAGUAUAGUGGGGGAUAAAAUUAUUGAAGCAGCAAAACUAGAAGGUGUAGACAAAAUGUGCGGCGAGCUACCGCGUCCCGCCAUGCCUGUAGCCCUCGCCGCGCCCGCACCUACCCCGCUCGACAAGUGUGAAGAAGACAGGAAACCAUUCAGCAGUCCCGACAUUCCGAAGCCCGGCGCCGCCAUGACCCCCGGCAAGAUCACCACGCCCGGCCUGGAGCCGAAGAAGCGCGGUCGUCCAAAAGGUUCAACGAACAAGCCGAAGCCGCCGGGCACCCCGCUGCGGGCCUCCGCCCCGGGGCCGGGCGUCUCUCCCCUGCGCGGCGCCGCCCCACCGCCCCGCGCACCACUCCCCGCGCCACGCCCCCGCAACCCCGCCUACCAGUUCGCGGUGCGACCCUGCAGGAAAGAUUUCUCAGGGAUACAGUUUAAAAGGCGGUGGAGCGACGACUGCCUGGACUCGUCGCACAUCCCCAACGAGGUGUACUUCGGUGACGUGCCGGUGCCGCUCUCCGUGUUGUACAACUACUACGACGCGAACGCGGAGCGCGAGCGGCUGGCGGCGCAGGCUGCGCACAUCGCCGCGCAGAAGGCCGCCGCCGCCAAGCUCGCCGCCGCCAAGAUGCACCAGCGCCCGCUCGGACCGCUCGGACCAUCGGCUGAGGUGACGACGGUGGACUCGUCGUCGGACGACGACUCGACCGGCUCGUCCGGCAGCGACUCGGGAGAUAGCGACGAUGAUCAGCCCCUGAAGCGCGGGCCGGGUCGGCCGAAGGGGUCGAAGAACUCGACGCCGCGUACGCCGAGCGCGCCGGGGAGCGGGGCGGCGACGGGCACGACGGGCCGCCGCGGCCGCCCCCCCGUCCCGCCCGAGCUGCGCCAGCCCGGCAUCACAGAUAUGAAGAAGUUCUGCAAGGCCGCCGGAAUACGCUUCGACUACAAGAAGCUCGUCGAAGGGUGCACAAAGAACAAGGAGCGCGUGGCGAAGAUGCAGGAGCUGCUGGAGGCGGCGGGGCUGCAGGGCAAGCCCACGCUGGAGGCCUGCCGCGCCCUCAAGCAGGCGAAGCUCGACCGCAAGCAGCAGCAGCAGCAGGCCAAGAGGGAGGCCAAGGCCAAGCACAAACAGGAGGACUCGGAGGGCGGCGAGGGCGGGGAGGGCGAGGGAGGCGCGGUGUCGCGGCGCAUGACGCGCGGCGCCACCGGGGUGAAGCCGCGGCAACGCAUCGUGAUAUCCUCGGACGAGGAGGACGACACGCCGGCCGCGCGCCGCACGCUCUCCAAGCUGCGCUCCAGCGUCAACGACCACUCAGAUUCCGACUAGGUACAUCGGGUGAGCGGGGUGUGCGGGGUGUGCGGGGUGCGAUAGUGCCGGCGGGGCGCUGCGGCUGAGCGCGGCGGGGCGCUGCGUCUGAGCGCGCUCGGCGCAACAAGAACCUUCUAGAAAGUGCUUCGACGAGGUUUCCAGUGCCUCUCAAAGACAACGGUCGUGUGAACAGUGUCGCACAACAGUUUCCUACUAAUUUUAGGUUAUUUGGUGAAAAUGAAGUGCAGAACAUAAUAUGUGGACGUAGUGUAGUGAAGUGCUCCCAACUGCUUUUUGUUGUAAGUACACUUUUCUUUAUGAAUUCAUUUAUUUUCUCCAUCUGUUACAUAGAAAUAUGUAUCACUGUAGAAGUGGAUGACUACAUCUACAAUGUCCACGGUGCUCACUGUUAACUAUAUACCUAUAAUCUGUGAACAGAUGUUAUCUAACAAAGCACCAUUAUGUAGCAAACAUUAUAAAAUGUUCAUUUAUUUUUCUGUUCACUUCAAAUAUAUAAAAGCAGCUAAAUCAUAAUUUGUGUGUGUAUUAAUUUAAUAUAUUGUUGUAAAGUUUAAAGUACAAGUGUGUGUAUGUAUGUUUUUAUUUAUAUGUAUUAUAUAUAACGCACAAUGAUAUAACAUCUAUAUGUUUAAACUUUAUUGCAUCAACAACUCAAACAUAUUGACAUUCAAAUAUAACAUUUUAUUUUUU
This is a messenger RNA of Papilio xuthus (Asian swallowtail), 2892 nucleotides long. RefSeq names its product NHS-like protein 1. The coding region runs from base 202 to 2199 and encodes 665 amino acids. Lineage: Eukaryota; Metazoa; Arthropoda; Insecta; Lepidoptera; Papilionidae. Gene Ontology annotation, cellular component: nucleus. The transcript is spliced from 16 exons. The record is from RefSeq and is a predicted model, not a curated record.